AGCCUGGCGAACUUACAGGAUUCUUGGUGGUGUGCAUUGACUUCCAAAUAAUCGAAAUGGCUUCAACACGUCCCAGAACACGAUCACAAACAAAUGGUACAAACAUGGGGACUAACUUUUCACGAUUAGAAGCAACGCCGGUGGCUUCUAAGGAAAACGGAAUUCCUCUGAUGAUUGCAUUUAAAAGCAGCGUUUCGGCGUUGUGUGGAUUAGUGUUUGGGAUUGCAGUUGAAAAAUCAAGAGUAUUUGAGCCUGCUGUUGUCACAAGCCAGAUGCUAUUCCGCAAGUUUAUAAUGAUGAAAGUGUUUUUAACAUCCCUUACUGUGGGAAUGUUUUUUCUGUCGGUGCUUUCCAUCCUGCCAUUCACAAGAAAGAAGUAUCUUUUGUCAAGAGCAGCUUUUGUUGGAAGUAUCAGCAAAAAGGGUUAUUUUGGAGUUUCUGUUGGAGCUUUCAUUCUUGGCUCAGGGAUGGCUGUUGUUGGAACGUGUCCUGGACUUGUUGGGAUACAGAUAGGAGCUGGUGUAAGUAACGCAGUGUUUACAUUAGCUGGAGCUCUAGCAGGGACAUUACUUUACGGUCUGGUGGAGCCUUAUGUGACCAGCCUCACAAAACCUACCACGCCAAUAAAGUACCACUUUCUGUACCAGUUGAUGGGUUCCCCUCCCUUUAUAGUUUCUUUUCCUGUGUUUUCUAUGCUGGGAAUUGUUGUUUUCUCCCUUGAGAUGAUGUACCCAUGGCAAUAUGAAAUCGCAGUUCAAGCAUCAGAUAUUGUUGGCAAGCCUAUGCUAGCUAAUCCCUGUUGGCACCCUUACAUAUGUGGAACUCUGAUUGGAUGCCUACAGGUCCCUUUGGUAUUGAUUGUGGGCGAAACUAUAGGAGGAAGUAGAUGCUACUGUACUUUGAUGUCACAAGGCAUUGUCAACAACUCCAUGAAGAAACUAUCACCCUACCUUUCUAAAUUCAAAAACGGCUUUGCUAACUGGUGGCAGGUAAUAUUUAUUGUAGCAUCUGCCUUAGGGUCCUUUUUGUCCGCUACAGCUUCAGGCCAAUAUGGUAACGUGGAUGGUGUUUCUCCAUGGGUUGCAUCACUAGGGGGACUCAUGAUUACAUUUGGGGCCAGGAUGGCUGGGGGCUGUACGAGUGGUCAUGGAUUGUCUGGAGUGGGCCUUCUCAAUAUGACAUCGAUGGCAGCAGUAAUAUGCAUCUUCUGUGGUGGCAUGGUGACAGCCAACCUGCUUCAGCUGAUGUCCUAAAGAAAAACAUCCAUACUCUUUUUCUGGCAGCUUAAGUUUUAUUUGCAAAAAGUUUUAUACAGAUUGGAUAUUCAUAUAAAAAAUCAUCUUUACAUAUAUUCCAUGACUUCUGACUUUGGCAAGAUAUUGAAAAAUACUUCAGUUUGUAGACCAGUACAAAUAAUUCAUUCAUGUUGAUAAUGUUACUCAAUAUUCAAUACCAUGUAUAAUACGAUACACUAUGUUUGGUACAUAUCCAUAAUAUGAUACUGUAUGUUCUGUCUAUAUUGAUAAUAUGAUACUGUAUGU
Molecule: messenger RNA, 1541 nt
Organism: Ylistrum balloti
Lineage: Eukaryota; Metazoa; Mollusca; Bivalvia; Pectinida; Pectinidae
Product: UPF0394 inner membrane protein YeeE-like
Exons: 10
Coding region: 57-1253 (398 amino acids)
Cellular component (GO): plasma membrane
Source: RefSeq, a predicted model, not a curated record